GGAGACAGCCUGGGGGCGGGGCCACAGCGUUUGGCGCGAAAUUUCCUUUUCUCCACCUUUUUUCCAUUCCGAGCGAGGAGUUUACUUGGGCUCCAGUGUAUCGCUGGGUGGCUGCGAGACAAGUCCAGCUGGUUCAGUAGCCUAAUUUGCCUAAUUCAUUGAGGAAAGGUGAAAAGUUCUAAGUUUACUACCUGAGAGGUCCAUAUUACAAUAGCCAUUAAAAGGAACAUGUAUUGAAGCUGUUUCACAAUACUUAUAUCUAGGACCUGUCAGCUGCAAAGCACGAUACCCCUUACAACUGCCAGAGCAGUACAGGAGCAAUGGCAUACUAUUCUACACGGCAGAAGACCGGACGAACUUAUUCAUGGGUUGGCAAGCCAUUGUUGGAUCAAAAACUACACUACCAAAUCUAUAAAGAAAUGAAUGUGAUAUUACAAGGUUGUUCGACUCCAAUUCACAUCCAUGUUGGACAGUUCGUGUUGGUUGAAGGGGAUGAUGAUGAAAAUCCGUAUGUUGCUAAAUUGAUCGAGCUGUUUGAAGAUGAUUUUGAAUCUUAUUCCAAGAAACGUGCUCGAGUACAGUGGUUUAUCCGAUUCUGUGAAAUCUCUAUUAAUAAACAGCAUUUGCUGGGCCGGAAGCCGGCUAAACAGGAAAUAUUCUGGUAUGAUUACCCUGCCUGUGACAGCAACAUUAACGCUGAAACCAUCAUUGGCUCUGUGCGGGUAGUAGCUUUAGGCCCAGAUGAAGUUAUACCUAAGGAUCUGAAAAAUGAGGAGACACUCUUUGUGAAACUAUCUUGGAAUGAGAAGAUGUUCAGACCACUAUCUCCAGAACUAUUUGCAGAAUUGGAUAAGCUACAAGAAAGCAGUCCUACAUGCCAGAAACCCAUAAGAGCCAAGACUAAGAGCAUAGAAAGCCCUUCUUGGACCACAGCAGAGCAUGCAGUCAAAAGGAUUGAGUCAAGGCAUUCCACCUCCAAAUCACACCAAACUCCUACCCAUCCUGUCACCCCAAGGGCAAGGAAGAGGCUAGAGCUUAUCAGUUCUCCUAGGACACCUAAUGCUAAGAUUACCCAGCAGACUUCGUGGGUUUCUUUGGAUUCUCCCAGGAGAACUAAACAAAAAGUGGCCUUCUCUGAGGUUAGCUCACCUUCUAAGAAGUCUCGGCCUGGUGGACUUCAGACCUUGUCUGUGGCUCUGAAAGCCCCAGAGAAAACUGGAGAGAUUCAAAACUCUUGUGCUGAAGAGGACAAGAAAGCUUCACGUGAAUGUCACAUGAUUCUGAGAACUCGAGUCUCAGCUUUGAAAUUAGAGAUUAGUGAAGAAAGAAGACUUACCCCUUUCCGGAAGGGGAAAAGAUCCUCAGUGGUGCCUUCUGUGGUUCUGAAACCAGAAAAGAUCAAAAAGAGGGAAGCAAAAGAACCAGAAGCUCAGGAUGAAGCUACCUCUGCUCCUCAUCAUAUCCGCAGAAAGAGUUCUCUCUUGACUUUGAAACGGAUUAGGCAGCAGCUUCGGUUUUUAGGUAAUAGUGAAGAUAACCAAGAAGAAGAAGAGUUUCUUCCAGCAGCAGAAAUUUCAGACUCUAACAGUAAGGAGGAAGAGACUUCCAUGCCACGCCUUCCAAGGAGGACACGAGGUUGCGUGUCCAGAAACCUUCAGUCUUCUGUGACGUUGCCUUUAAAGAGCCCCACCAGGACACCAAAGAAAACUCCCAAGCCUAGAAUGCCACAUCGUGCCACUCCCCAGAUCCGCAGCCGAAACCUGGCUGCCCAGGAGCCGGCCAACGUGCUGGAGGAGGCUCGGCUGAGGCUGCAUGUUUCUGCUGUACCUGAGUCUCUUCCCUGUCGGGAACAGGAAUUCCAAGACAUCUACAACUUCGUGGAAAGCAAAUUGCUUGACCAUACUGGAGGGUGCAUGUACAUCUCUGGAGUCCCUGGGACAGGGAAGACUGCCACUGUGCAUGAGGUGAUACACUGCCUUCAGCAGGCAGCCCAAACAAAUGAUGUUCCUCCCUUUAAAUAUGUUGAAGUCAAUGGUAUGAAGUUGACGGAGCCGCGCCAAGUCUACGUGCAAAUCUGGAAGAAGCUGACAGGCCAAAAGGCAACAGCUAACCAUGCAGCAGAACUGCUGGCAAAGCGAUUUUGCACCCAAGGAUCCUCUCAGGAAACCACUGUGCUGCUUGUGGAUGAGCUCGACCUUCUCUGGACUCAGAAACAAGACGUAAUGUACAAUCUCUUUGACUGGCCCACUCACAAGGACGCCCGGCUUGUGGUCCUGACCAUUGCCAACACCAUGGACCUGCCAGAGCGCAUAAUGAUGAACCGGGUAUCAAGCCGACUGGGACUCACCAGGAUGUCCUUCCAGCCCUAUACUCACAGCCAACUGCAGCAGAUCCUGGUGUCCCGACUCAAACAUUUAAAGGCCUUUGAGGAUGAUGCCAUCCAGUUGGUAGCCAGGAAGGUAGCAGCCCUCUCUGGAGAUGCACGACGCUGCCUGGACAUUUGUAGGCGUGCCACGGAGAUCUGUGAGUUCUCCUGCCAGAAGCCUGACUCCCCUGGCCUGGUCACUGUAGCUCACUUACUGGAAGCCGUGGAUGAAAUGUUUUCAUCGUCAUACAUCACUGCCAUCAAAAAUUCCUCUGUUCUGGAGCAGAGCUUCUUGAGAGCCAUCCUUGCAGAGUUCCGUCGUUCCGGACUGGAGGAAGCAACAUUUCAGCAGGUAUACAGGCAACACGUGGCACUGUGCAGGAUGGAGGGACUCCCGUAUCCCACCAUGUCAGAGACCAUGGCAGUGUGCUCUCACCUGGGCUCCUGCCGCCUCCUCCUUGUGGAGCCCAGCAGGAACGACCUGCUCCUUCGUGUGCGGCUCAAUGUCAGCCAGGAUGAUGUGCUGUACGCACUGAAAGAUGAGUGAAGGACCUCAUAAGGCAGGACUGUGAGCUGCUGUUUUUAAAGGGCUUGAUUUUCUUUUUCUGUGUAAAUGGAAUUGUUGUGGCGAAGUGUACGGAAUGGAAAUGGCUAUCGUGUAGUUUGGAAUUUUCCAUUAAAUAAUUUGUCUUUUCCAGAG
Messenger RNA from Pteropus alecto (black flying fox), 3065 nucleotides. RefSeq names its product origin recognition complex subunit 1 (gene ORC1). The record is from RefSeq and is a predicted model, not a curated record. Gene Ontology annotation, biological process: DNA replication initiation; mitotic DNA replication checkpoint signaling. Gene Ontology annotation, molecular function: ATP binding; DNA replication origin binding; ATP hydrolysis activity. Gene Ontology annotation, cellular component: nuclear origin of replication recognition complex. The transcript has 19 exons. The coding region runs from base 321 to 2912 and encodes 863 amino acids. Lineage: Eukaryota; Metazoa; Chordata; Mammalia; Chiroptera; Pteropodidae.